GCUAACCAUUGGCUUAUCCGGAAGCCCCUGCAAAAACCCCAUAGUUUUCUUCAAAUUUUGGCAAGGAGCACGUGUUGCCUUUUUAAAGCAGUUUUACACCAAUUUUUAUACGUAUUUGCCUUGCAACUCCCAGCAAGUGUUGGAAAGAAUCCACCGUUCGCGAUGCCCCCAAAACGCAAAGCAGUGCCAGCAAAGCGUAAAGCACCCUCAGGGACUCCAGCCCGAGCGCCAGGGAGAAAAGUUCCCCGCCAUUGCAGAACAGGCACAGGCCCCGCUGCGGACCCGCCACAGGCCCCAGUGGAGGUUUUACCACCACCCCAGGCUCGGGCUCAAGACCAGUUCCCCCCAGUGGUUCACCCCGAAGUCAACAACAACUCGGUGGGCCAGAUUCCGAAGUCUUGCACCGGAGGCGGACCAUUGGCCCACCCCUCUACCACCUCACAUUUGGAACAUUUGGAGCAAGAGGCAUCAAGACUUCUGUACAGAUCUUUGGCCCCAAACACCCACCAGUCUUAUAACACCGCUUUAGCAAAGUUCAAUCAGUUUAGGGCACAGUAUGACUUGGCCCAAAUCUGGCCUGUACCUACAAACCAACUCGUACAUUUCAUUGCUUAUUUAUCAAUCAACAAUUUAUCAUACAGAACUAUAUGUCUAUAUAUAAGUGCAAUGUCCUACCAUCACAAAAUUUUGGGUGCUUUAGACAACACUAGGCAUUUCAUAGUUACAAAGUCUCUCGAGGGUGUCCGGCGGUCAGUCGGUGUCAACAAGGACAUUCGACUCCCCAUUUCAAUCCAAUUAUUUACAAAAAUUAUCCAUUCCCUCAAUUCAGUAUGCCGCUCACCCUAUGAGUCAUUACUUUUUGCGGCAACAUACACUGUUACCUUUUUUGGCUUGUUACGAGUAAGCGAAGUUCUUGCAUUGCAAGCAAAUCACAUUUCUCAAAAUCAGUUGGGUCAGUUUUUCAUUACUAUCAGCUCAUCAAAGACCGACCAAACAGGCAGGAGCUCGGUUGUGCAAAUUCAACAGCUACCUCAAACUCAUUUCUGUCCAUCAUCAACAAUCACUCCAUUCCUCCAAGCUAGACCCCCGAGAAAACCCACUUUAUUUGUUCACAUUGAUGGCUCACCAGUUACACGUUCCCAAUUUCAGGCAGUUUUGGACAAGUCACUCUCUUUUUUACAGGUCAAAGGUCACUACAAGUCUCACAGUUUUCGCAUAGGCAUGGCUACUGAAAUGGCAAAUCAGGGUUUUUCUAAUGAAAAAAUUCAAGAAUUGGGGAGAUGGACAUCUAAUUCCUUUCUUACUUACAUCCGCCCUCAUAACUCUCAUUAGGUUUCCAGUUACAUUCCCAAUUUAUCUAGCACCACUGUAUUUUGGAUAACACUACAUACACACAAUGAAUACAUACAUCAGUAGGACUCAACACUAAUUUUAACAAAGCCUUUUUAGAUUUAUCAGCCUGGAUUGUGGGGUCCUCAAUCCCCUAUUGGGCUGAAAUUGCAGCAGCGGAUAGACCGGGGGGGAAAAACCUUAACCUGCAACCACCUGUAACCAUUCAGUGGAAAGGUAUCCUUGGACUACAAUGGGAAGAUUUCGACAAGAUGGUAACAUCAAUGUCAAAAUACCAGACUCCACCAGAAUUCUUCAUCAUUCACCUCGGUUCAAAUGACCUAACCAAAGAUCAAAUGACUUCCAAAUUGUUUUCUGAAAAUGCACAAUGUUCAUUGUAUAGAUUGCAUGCUUUAUGGCCAAAAACAACCCUCAUCUGGUCUGCCAUCCUACCUAGAAGAUAUUGGCAUUUUGCCCCUUUGGGUCUGGGAAACAAAAUCAAUAAAAAGCGGGUCAGAAUUAACAAGUGCAUGAAAAAUUUCAUGGCUGACCAGGUAGGGGGUUGUUACAUCGGCCAUGACCACAACAUCAAGGCAACCGAGCUUGAGUUGUUUCGAUCAGAUGGUACACACCUGUCGAACACUGGUAACAACAUAUAUCUCAACAAUAUUCAAUGCGCUCUACAAUAUUUCAUUGAUGGACAAGGGAACCAGUAUCCAGUGGUUAACUAAAAAGCAACUGUUCACAAUCCCAUGCUUCACAUAUGUACAAUUUUUAUGUUAGUAAUCAGAAAGUUCUGAUGCUUGCCUUGCGCCCACGAUAGGACCAAUGUUUUGGCCCAAAAUUUUAUUUUACUUCAAAGCAUAAUGUGCUGCCAUACUUGGUUUGGCCUUUGUUUCAUGCUCUUUUAAUUUCAUGUACAACCUAAGGCAAAUAUAAAUAUUAACCGUCUCUGACAAUUUUGCUUCUUUAUUUACCAGCAUCUACACAAAUUAUUGCAUGUAUAUGUAUUAGUUUUACAUAUAUAAUAUUAAUUUUAUCAAGGGUUUUGUGGGGGACAUUGUCCCAAUAUCUGUGGCGGGACUGGGGAGUCCGCAGUGGUAUGUGUUGACACUUUCUGCUCCAAAACCUGGGUGUCUCCCCCCACUUGCUUUCAAAGCUAGGGGAUAGUAUAUAAAUUAAAUCAUUCAAUAUGGUUUAUAAAAGGCAAAGUUAUUACAGUUAACUGCGCCAUGUGGUUACAAUUUAAAAUUGGGUUUAUUGUAUAGUGGGGCCUACACUGGGUAUAGGUGGGGCCACAUCCACCUCACUCCAGUGAGGGGAUGCUACAGGCUGGUGCAUGUAAUAAUUGGUUGAUAAAGUAGCCUUUGUCAUGCAAAGUUCUAAACCAGGUAGCACUGCAGGAGACAGGGUGAGAAGGGCAGGUCUCACUACCCUCCUUAGAACGCUGGGGAUCGUUCAGGUUCGGGCACUGAUGUUUCAUACUCGGGCCCACAGUGUGUCCCUACAUGGGUAGUUAAACUGGCACACUGGUCGGCUCCCCAGUUACCCCACAAAAAAUCAUUAUGCGGCCAACAUCCACCAAUUGUUUGUAAUAGCGGAGUAAUAAAUAUUUCUCAUACUAUUUAUUGUUAAGUUCUAUUUCAUUAUUCCAGAAUGUUGCCAGGCUCUGUGUCUUUCAAGCGAAUAUAAUGUAUAGUGCUGGGUUAGCUUGGUGAAUUCAAUAAUUAAUCAGGAUUAUUUGUUUUUAUAUCAAAUAGUCUGUAUUAAUUUUGAGACACACUGUAUAUUCGGAAAAAACUCGGUACGAGCUAACCAUUGGCUUAUCCGGAAGCCCCUGCAAAAACCCCAUAGUUUUCUUCAAAUUUUGGCACCCACCCCCCCAGCCCGCAAUUUUUUAACUAUUUCAAACUUAAAUAUUGAUAUCUAUAUUUGUGCUUUUGGUUUCUUUCUCGUUUUUCUUUUCUUUAUUUUGACAGGUCAUUGAGUAGCAAAUUGAGAGCAGACUGGAAAUCCACUAGUAGACCAGAAAAAACAGCCAGACAGGAUGACAAGCAGCUCGGUGUCAUCUGGACUCGUGUUCAACAGUUUAUCUUUUUUCAAUAGACUUUCAUUUUUGUUAUACUUGUA
Messenger RNA from Magallana angulata, 3459 nucleotides. RefSeq lists its product as uncharacterized. The transcript is spliced from 2 exons. Gene Ontology annotation, biological process: DNA integration; DNA recombination. The coding region runs from base 163 to 1332 and encodes 389 amino acids. The record is from RefSeq and is a predicted model, not a curated record. Gene Ontology annotation, molecular function: DNA binding. NCBI's taxonomy places the organism in Eukaryota, Metazoa, Mollusca, Bivalvia, Ostreida, Ostreidae.